UUGGUUUAUUCCAGUUGCUCAGCUUAACGAGGUAUACCAAUUCAAAUCACUUGAUUUCUGUGUAAUUCAACAUUCUUCUAAAUUGUAACCUUUGUUAUCGAACCCUAACUACUUGAUCAGUAAUAAAUGAAGGAUUCACUUGAGCAAUCUUUACAAAAAAUGGUCAAGGAAAAGCAAGAAGCUGAUGAACGAGUGAAGGCAGCUGAAGAUGAAGCCAGGAUCGCUCUUGAACGAGUAGCCAGUGCUGAAGAUGCAGCUAAAUCUUUGAGGGGUCGGUUAGAAGCCAUGGAAAGGAAAUUGGCUGAAGCAAAGGAGACGCAGCUUAAGACAAUUGAAGAGAUUGAAAGCAAGACUAGUCGACUUGAAAUCAUUCAAUCCCAAACUGUUAACCUAAACUCAGCUAUCAAAAUGCUUGAAGAAAAAUCAGAGAGUCUGAAGAAAGCUCAAAAAGAGUUAAUGGCUUUGGGAGAGAAAAUGGAUGUUAAUGAAGCAGAAAAAGAAAAGAAAUUUGCUGAAUUAGAAGCUGAAAUCACUCGAACUCGUGAGCUGAGCAUCAAACGAGAACAAGAAAUGGCCUCCAAAUUGGAAUUGUUGAAUCAAAAAUCGGAAAAAUUGAGACAAUUGAAUGCUAAACAGACUAAAAAUGAAUAACUUUUAUGUUUAUAGUUUUAAUAAAAGCAACUCAAUGUGUAAUUAAACUGAUUUAGCAAAUGA
Messenger RNA from Tetranychus urticae (two-spotted spider mite), 714 nucleotides. The record is from RefSeq and is a predicted model, not a curated record. Lineage: Eukaryota; Metazoa; Arthropoda; Arachnida; Trombidiformes; Tetranychidae.